AUGCGUCGCGUCGUUGGCGCUCGAUGCGCGACGACGUUCGGUCACCGCAGCGCGUUGCUAAGGCGCCACGUGAACACGGCACGCCCCCAAUCUCCUCGCGGCACCGAACUCGAGUGGAUGAAACAGCGCGACCCGUACUGCAACGUGAGCGAGUCCAUAGCGGCCAAGAUUGGCCUAAGCUUGCACCGCCAGCAGCACCACCCGCUCCACAUCAUCAAGACGAAGAUCGAGAGCUACUUUCACGAGCUGCACUGGAGUGAGGGGGGCCCUGUCUUUAGUGUGUUUGACAAUCUGGACCCGGUCGUGACAACCUACGACUGCUUUGACUCGAUGCUGGUGCCCGAAGACCACAUUAGCCGCAAGAACACCGACACGUACUAUGUCGAUCAGAAUCGCGUGCUGCGAGCACACACGAGUGCGCAUGAAGUGGCGAUGAUGAAAAAGGGUUUCACGUCGUUUCUAGUCUCGGGUGACGUCUACCGGCGCGACGAGAUCGACGCGAGUCAUUACCCGGUGUUCCACCAGAUGGAAGGCGUGCGGAUCUUUUCGGAGCUUGAUCUAGCGACAGAACGUGAACAUAAAGUAGUGUACGUGAAGGAGGAGCUGAAGAAAACACUGGAAGGUAUGGCAAAGGAGCUGUUUGGUGAUGUCGAGAUGCGCUGGGUGGAAGCGUACUUUCCCUUUACCGAUCCAUCGUUUGAGUUGGAGAUUUUCUUCAACGACAACUGGUUGGAAGUGCUUGGCUGUGGGGUCCUGCAGCAGGAGAUUGUGCGUAAUGCUGGACUUGGUGAAAACGUCGGCUGGGCUUUCGGACUUGGCCUUGAGCGCCUCGCUAUGGUUCUGUUCGAUAUCCCUGAUAUCCGUCUGUUCUGGUCUCAAGACGAUCGAUUCAUUUCGCAGUUUCAGGAUGGCCAGAUUACAAAGUUCAAGCCGUACAGCAAGUAUCCGGCGUGUUUUAAGGACGUGAGCUUCUGGCAUGGUGAUGAUUUCCAUGAAAACAACUUGUGCGAAGUCGUGCGUGACGUUGCUGGCGACAUGGUUGAGCAAGUGGUCGUCUUGGAUGAAUUUACGCAUCCAAAAACUCAGCGCAAGAGCAGGUGCUACCGCAUCACUUACCGCCACAUGGACCGCAACCUCACAAAUAAAGAGGUUGAUGACAUUCAGGAGAUCAUACGCAGCAAGAUCGUGAGCGAUCUAGGUGUUGAGCUGAGAUAG
Hyaloperonospora brassicae is the source of this 1215-nucleotide messenger RNA. The record is from the annotation of a GenBank genome assembly. NCBI's taxonomy places the organism in Eukaryota, Oomycota, Peronosporomycetes, Peronosporales, Peronosporaceae.